Molecule: messenger RNA, 1375 nt
Organism: Notodromas monacha
Lineage: Eukaryota; Metazoa; Arthropoda; Ostracoda; Podocopida; Cyprididae
Source: the annotation of a GenBank genome assembly
GCAAAAGUACAAGAUUACUGGCGGUCCUUGAAACAUAACCAGCUUUAUUAUUCAAAUUCUUCAAAAUUCUUGGCAUAAUUUUUCAUCAUAUGAUGCCCAGGGGUGGCUGGGCAGCCCAGCUUGUUUUAAAAUAAGCACAACAGCACCUGGUUAAUCAGUAACCUUCAAAUUCUGAGGAUUUCUCCUACACAAAUUGUCCAUCAGAUGACACAUCAAGAUGGUCGACAUAAUGAAGAUGUUAGUGUACCUACUUUGCAUGUGUUCAUGUUUUGAAGGUUUUGCUGGACUGAAAUCAUUUCGCAAACCAUUGUCCAAUGAUCGGGUUUACGGUUGGAUCGGAUUUGGCGUUAAAGCGGCUGAAACUGUGAUCGGUUUUCUUUCAGAUGGACUGAAGCUCCUCUCGUCAUCAACUGAUGCAGCCACUCAGGCCAUGAACGAGAGUAACAAUAACGUGCGGGACACUGAAGAUCAUGCUACGUCUGAGGGGCUGACAUCUGUGUCAAGUGACCAGCAACACUCACUAAGCUCAAAGCUGACAUCUACACAGAGCUUCCGAAUGAUGGAGUUCAUGGCUCUUUCCUCAAUGGCACUGUUCUUCACUGGAGAGUACAACUUGCGCUUGGUUUCCAAGUUCUUGAAGACCCUGACACUGGCCAGUGUUCUCGGAAUGGGAAUGUUUUACAAUGCGUACCCGCCCGCAGUUGAAUUCAUGUCCAACAUUUUCUUCCCAUUGACAAUGACUGCGUUGAUGACGGUUUCCAAUUUAUCCGAUAAUGGGCAUCUGUUUUGGGCAGUUUUCAACACCGUGUUUUUUGACAAGUUCUCAGAGGCCACGUCGGCUGUUUCCAGCGGUGCCAGUUAUAAUUCUGCAGUUACGCUGAAUUUCUUUGUGAAUGCCUUGAGGGAAGUGCUCAUGGGAGUGGAUUCAGAGCUUAGCACGCCAGUCACUGACACAUUCAAAGAUAUCUAUGUUUUUCCAAUCAAUGAAUUUCUGGUUGAAAAUGAUGAUGUAUUCUUCAAGCCUUCUAACUUAUCCUCUAUUGCUAUGUAGUGUUCAACAUAAAUUUAUGUUAUUCCGGGAUUGAAUAGUUGAUUCAUGUGGUAUCUGUGGCCAUGAUGUGACUGAUCUUAUGCAUGAUGGACCAAACAAAAGCAUCUGCAGCUCACUGAUGCAGGAUUGCAUCACAAUACAGGUGGACUCUCUCUACAAUGAAAUUCAAGGGACCAGAGUACCCUUUUGGGUACUUUCCUGUUAUCUCAGUACCUACUUUCCUGUUAUCUCUGUACCUUCCCUCUGACCAAUUUGACCUGACCUAACCUAACUUCACCUAACCGCCCCCCAAAAUCAGUUUCUGCUUUCUUUGGGUUUUUGCUG